Leptopilina heterotoma is the source of this 910-nucleotide messenger RNA. RefSeq names its product RING-box protein 2 (gene Roc2). Gene Ontology annotation, biological process: protein ubiquitination; ubiquitin-dependent protein catabolic process. Gene Ontology annotation, cellular component: Cul5-RING ubiquitin ligase complex; nucleus. Gene Ontology annotation, molecular function: zinc ion binding; ubiquitin protein ligase activity; cullin family protein binding. The transcript has 2 exons. The coding region runs from base 128 to 463 and encodes 111 amino acids. The record is from RefSeq and is a predicted model, not a curated record. NCBI's taxonomy places the organism in Eukaryota, Metazoa, Arthropoda, Insecta, Hymenoptera, Figitidae.
AAAGUGUUUAUCGUGUACAGGUUUGUUGUUAUUUACAAACUUUUGAGUGUGUGUUAUUGUGCAAGAGAGAGUCAGAAUUAACCGGGACAACAGUUUGAUAACAAAAGUUUCUAUCAAAGCAGUAAAAAUGGCUGAAGCUGAGCAAGAGAAUUCUGAACGUGGAGAUGGUGAUACUGUUAAGUCUGAUAAGUUAUUUACAUUAAAAAAAUGGAAUGCAGUUGCCAUGUGGAGCUGGGAUGUUGAAUGUGAUACUUGCGCGAUUUGCAGAGUUCAAGUUAUGGAUGCGUGUUUGCGUUGUCAAGCGGAAAGUAAAAAGGACUUCUAUGGAAGGCAGGACUGUGUGGUCGUCUGGGGAGAGUGUAAUCAUUCUUUUCAUUAUUGCUGCAUGUCACUUUGGGUGAAACAAAAUAAUCGCUGUCCACUUUGUCAGCAAGAAUGGUCAAUUCAACGCAUGGGCAAAUAAAAUAUUUUUUUUCCACCAACCAAAUGAGAUCGUCACUUUCAAUAUUCCAACGAAUCAGCCAUUUUUUUCUACACACCUUGCAAGAAUAUGAACACCUUCUACCGGUAUAGUUAAUUUUUUUUUUAUAUUUAUAAAUAAGAUUAAUUAUAAUUAUUCGAUACUGGAAACAUGAUGUCAUUCCAUAUCGUAUAGUAUCUCUGCAACAUAUUGUUAAAAUUAAUGAUCAAAGGAUAUUAAUUUAUGUCUAGUAAUUAUACAAAAGAGGAAUAAUAUUUCCUUUCUGAGUUGAGAUUGAAACUCAUCGUAUUGGUAUAAAUAUUUUUCAAAAAAGUAGAAUAUAUUGUAAUUUUUUAUGAACGAAUUUGUUUUCAACUUUUGACACUUGACGAAACUUUAGCAAUAUUGAUGAUAGAAUUUUUUUUGAAAAUAAAUUGUUUACUAGGAAAA